Molecule: messenger RNA, 640 nt
Organism: Phoenix dactylifera (date palm)
Lineage: Eukaryota; Viridiplantae; Streptophyta; Magnoliopsida; Arecales; Arecaceae
Product: RPM1 interacting protein 13-like
Source: RefSeq, a predicted model, not a curated record
UUUUUUUUAAAAUUAAAACUUUUUUUUUCGGCUUACAAUUGAAACUUUUCUUCAAAUCAAUUAAUGGCUUAACCCAUCAUUUCGUCUUUCUCUAUUCUACACUAACGACAGCAGGGGAGGUGCAAUGGAAGAAGAGGGGGAUAACAAGGAGAAAAUUGUAAAGAUAGCAUCAGCCGAAGAAGGCGCUGAUGAGGAGGACGAUUGCUAUGAGAUCGAUCCCAUCGAUUUUGCCCGCAAGCUAACCAUCAAUGAUUCCGAUGACAUAGUUAUCGUUGCGGAGAAGGGACCGGUUGCACUGAAGGAUUUCCCACAUCCGAGGCAUCUCUGUGGAAACUUCCCCUUCCACAGCACCUCCCAUGAGAGCUACUGCAACAAGUGCUUCUGUUAUGUAUGUGAAACAUCUGCCCCCUGUCAGCACUGGAGGGGAAUCGAUGGGCAUUGCCACGUCUCCAAGAAGCAUGAAGAAUUCCAAGAAUUAGGAGAGACUGUCAAAGAUCGCUCCUCCUACGUGAAAGAAGAAUGAAGCUAACUCUUCAUAUUCUUAAUUUCGUAUACUUGUUAGUGCCUUCUUCUAUUGUAUAUUUAUAAAACCCGUAAGAAAAUAAUUUAAAUGAUUAUAUUUGAGACUCUUAUUAUGUCA